AUGUUUUCGAAGACGGACGUGUUUCUUUUCUAUUCAUUCUCUCUUUUCUACUUAUUAAAUGCUAAUUUAAAUUCCGCCAACUUGGAUAUUGCAAGGCAAUUUAAGGUACUUAAUGGAUAUCCUUUGGAUUCUCAACUGAAUUUCACGGAAUUGGCAACAGAAUAUGGAUAUACCGCGGAAGAACAUAUGGUAACUACAGAAGAUGGAUAUAUUUUGACGAUUUUUAGGAUAGUUCGCGGCAAAAAUUGCCAAGGACCAAUAAGAAAGCCACCAGUUUUAUUAAUGCACGGUUUGUUCAUGAGUUCAGAUCUCUGGUUGGAUUCAGGGCCUGGCGCAGGGCUGGCGUAUCUCAUUUCGGAUGAAUGUUAUGAUUUAUGGGUGGGGAAUGUACGAGGAAAUUAUUAUAGUAAAAGACAUACAAAUUUAAAUCCGAAUACGAUUGAAUUUUGGAAUUUCACAGUUCAGGAAAUGGGAAGCUAUGAUGUACCAGCUAUGAUUGACUAUAUAACGAAUUAUACAUCGAGUGACACAAUUAACUACGUCGGAUAUUCCCAAGGUGCCUGUAUCUAUUUAAUAAUGUGUUCAGAACAGCAGAGGUACUGUGAAAAAGUCCAAGUUGCUAUUCUAUUAGCUCCCGGUUCAAGAUUGACUUACACAAAGUCCAUUCCUUUUAGAUUGCUAACUGCAUUAUAUGAAAUAAGUGCACCUUUCUUAAUCGAAACAGGUAUUUAUCAAGCAUUACCAUGGGGUGGUAUCGUUCAGCAGCUCGCUUCAUAUUUGUGCAAAGACAAUAUUACUGCAGACACGACGUGCAGAUAUGUUUUGGAUAAAUUAGACUCUCCUCAUCCGGAUUCUAUUGAAACGGAGACAAUCCGUGUUCUCUACGGACAUUUUCCAGCUGGUACUUCAGUUAAGAGUAUGCUAUGGUACAAUCAAGCUUUGAAUGUAGAUGAUUUUCAAAAGUUUGACUACGGACCAGUUGUUAACGCUGAAGUGUACAAUUCGGCUACACCUCCGUCGUACAAUCUCAGUGCAACUACAAAUCCAACCGUUGUUAUAAGCGGACGAAAUGAUUUCUUAUCUGUACCUCCAGAUAAUGAAUGGUUAGUGAAUCAAUUGCCAAAUGUAAUAGAACAUGUCGUUGUGGAAGAUCCGCUUUGGAAUCAUUUCGAUGUGCCGUGGAGUAAAUUGACGAGUAAAGAUAUUUUGCCGAAGAUUACUGAUUAUUUGUAUAGGUACAGCAAAGGAGGGCGUGGCUAAUAAAAAUUAAAAUAAAAACUUUAUUGUUUUUUUCUUUUUUCAUAAUUGCUUAAUUGUCAGUCA
Papilio xuthus (Asian swallowtail) is the source of this 1323-nucleotide messenger RNA. Its product is annotated as gastric triacylglycerol lipase. The coding region runs from base 1 to 1260 and encodes 419 amino acids. NCBI's taxonomy places the organism in Eukaryota, Metazoa, Arthropoda, Insecta, Lepidoptera, Papilionidae. Gene Ontology annotation, molecular function: hydrolase activity, acting on ester bonds. Gene Ontology annotation, biological process: lipid metabolic process. The transcript has a single exon. The record is from RefSeq and is a predicted model, not a curated record.